Molecule: messenger RNA, 177 nt
Organism: Funneliformis caledonium
Lineage: Eukaryota; Fungi; Glomeromycota; Glomeromycetes; Glomerales; Glomeraceae
Source: the annotation of a GenBank genome assembly
AUGAUCACAUUCCAGCUUAAAACACAUAUUAGUUCUAGGACUAGUUACUUGAUUCCUGCAGAUUAUAAAGACAUUAUGCAAUAUUAUGAUAUAAAGUUCAAACCUUUAGCUCAGUCAACAGUCACUCAAUAUAUGAAUGUUAUAGAUAAGCAGAAUGAAGAGCAGGUCUUAAGUUAA